Molecule: messenger RNA, 2831 nt
Organism: Selaginella moellendorffii
Lineage: Eukaryota; Viridiplantae; Streptophyta; Lycopodiopsida; Selaginellales; Selaginellaceae
Product: putative receptor protein kinase CRINKLY4
Exons: 5
Coding region: 71-1468 (465 amino acids)
Molecular function (GO): protein binding
Source: RefSeq, a predicted model, not a curated record
GGGCAAAUGGUUUAGGGUUCUUCAUGGAGCUCGGAGCGCCAGGGUAGGCUCUGGAUUGAUCAGGGCAACAAUGCUGCGCUGCAGUAGCAAGCCACUGGAAAUCUGUGGGAGCUUUCUGGCGCUGGCGCUGCUGCUCGGGCUAGGGAUCGACACGGUGCUGGCCCUUGGCGCCAUGACGACCUUGGCGGCGAUGCGCGGCAGCUUCACUGACGCCAAGAACUCGUUCGCGCUAUGCGUUCUCCGCGCUGGCACAAUGCAGCCUUUCUGCUGGGGUACCUUUGUCAUCGACAGCAACAUCUCCCCGCCAGGGAAUUCCCUGCUCUGGGCGAUGAAUGGGGGCGCCUACUUCGCUUGCGGCCUCCGGGCGGAUUCACGGUCUCCUCUCUGCUGGGGGCAAUCGCCAGGCAGCGAUGUCCCGGACGAAUUCAAGAACGUCAGCUACGCGGAGAUCAGCUGUGGCGGUUGGCACGCCUGCGCUGUGCGGUCCAAUUCCUCCUCCACCGCUCCAGGCCAGAUCGAUUGCUGGGGCGCCAGCGAUUUCGGUCAGAUCAGCCGCCCGGAUCGCCCCUCUCAGAUGGUGUCCAUCACUGCCGGGGACUACUUCUCGUGCGCAUUGGUUGCUUCCACGAGGCGGCCGAGGUGCUGGGGGAAGAUCUCCAAGUCCGGCAACACCACGGAGGUGAUUCCUCACGACUCGGUGUUCUUCCGGAUCUUCGCUGGAAGAACUCACGUCUGUGGCAUUUUGCUCGCGAGCCGCGAGGCUCUUUGCUGGGGGAACAACGAGUCCGGCCAGUGUGAUCCUCCAAAGGGUCUCUCCUUCGCGACUCUAGCCGCCGGGAUCGACCACUCUUGCGGGAUCCGAGACGAUUCUCACGAGGUGGUGUGCUGGGGGGAUAACAGGCACGGUCAGCUGGAAGUUCCAUCGGAUCUAAAGUUCUCCACGAUAGCGGCAGGGGAUUUCUACACUUGCGGGGUAACCCUGGGCGAGCGCCAACUUUUGUGCUGGGGAAGCGCCAGAGCUCCGAAAACUAUCCGAGUGAAAGAUGGACUUUGCGUGGCCGAUUGCGAGCACGACCAGUACGAUCUCAUGAACACCGACGUCAAGGACUGCGCCGGACCCGAGGAGAAGAUCUGUUUGCCGUGCGCGAGGUGCAAGGCUGGGAGCUACGAGACAUCGCCCUGCGUUCCUUUCAGUGACAGGAGCUGCUCUAGCUGCAAGUGGUGUUUCUCGAGGGAGAAGCGGGAUCACCCGUGCCGGCGAACUUGUCCAGCGCCGCGGAGCUUGUCGAUCUCGGGACCGCAACCAUCCGCCGCUGUAGCUUCGGAGCCAGCUGCUUUGGAUUCUGGCAACGUGACCUUUCGACCACCGGUCGUCGAGCACUCUGAUCAAAGUUUCAAGCGUUACCGGGACGUGAACGGAGUAAUGCUGGUGAUCACCAUCUCUUUGGUUACAAUCUUCACAGCCUAAACGGCAAAGUUUUGCGAGCUGACAUCGAACCGUCAGAUCGGUCUGUCGGUACCAGUGAGAAAAUAAAAACUACGUAUAAAAUCGUGGAAAUGGAAAGGGAAUGUCAACCUUUGUUGUGCUGCUAGCUCCAUAAUUUUUGGCGUCCGGAAGAAUUUGAGCUGGUUUUCAAGCUCUCGAAUGUCAGCCAUCUUCUCGUUCUUACGGUAAGAAAGAAUUGUUUCAGGUAGGAAAAGCUAUGGUUCUCUUUGCUCUUGAUUCUCAAGCUCCGAUUUUUCUAUUCGGUGCCUUUAAAGCCUGAUGCGAUGCUACAGCUGAGAUCUCUUGGGCCAUUUUGAUUGAUUGACUUCCAGCUAGCAAACUCCAACAAAGACUACAGUGAUUUUCAUCAAAGCUCCGCGGCAUCGCAAAAGGCAUCGAGAAUUCUCGCGAGCGCGCCAAGAAACUCCGUUAAAAUUUGUUAGAAGGGGAUAUUCGUCCGGCGGCCCACCGAAACCAUGUGAGAAGCACCGAAUAAAAUUUGUGCCAGGAGAGCAAAAAAAGGAGUGAUUUGACUCGCAAAUUCUGUGCGCUCCCCAGCUCUCAAUUGAUCGUGAGAAAGUGACAAACGAAACGAGGACGAAAGAAAGCCCUAAAUCUAAACUUCGCUACCAAAUUGGAAGGGAAGGGGGGAAGAACAAAUCCAUGCUUUUGUUGCUGCUUCUACACACCGACAUACACCGCCAAGAAUUUAACCCAUGGCGCAAAGUUCUUCGUUUCCUCUCUCUUUUUUUCCCUCUCUUUUGCCCCCAACUUUGUUUGCUUUUGCCUUUAAGAACAGGGUCUUAUAAUUUCCAGGAGGCCGCGGGGAGUUCGCAAGCACGAUAGAGAAAAAAAAAAAAAAGGCGUAGAAUGAGAUCAGCAGUAGUAGCCACGAUCUUCCUUGUGCUCGCAGUGGUACCAGGUGCUCUGUUCCAGGACGCUGGAGCGCCUCCUCCUCCAACCUGGUGCAUAGCGCAGCGCCGGGCGAGCCUCGCGCAGCUCCAGGUCGCGCUGGAUUGGGUGUGCGGCCCCGGACAGGCGGAUUGCACCAACAUCAUGGCCGGGCAGCCCUGUUUCCUCCCGGACAAUUCCAGGGGCCACGCUUCCUACGCUUUCAAUAACUAUUACCUCAAGAACAACAAGGCCUAUGGAUCUUGCAACUUCUCGUUUCUAGCCACCGUGACCACCCAUGAUCCAAGCUAUGGAUCGUGCUACUAUCCCUCGCAUCUGUGACACCAAUCUCACCGAAAUCUAUGUAUCAAUCAUGGAUUGCUUGGCUGGAUGAUCCGGGAAAUACUUUUGUAAUCGUUGAGUAAAAAUCGAAUCAAAGCACCUUAUAAGAAUA